Molecule: messenger RNA, 2545 nt
Organism: Corylus avellana
Lineage: Eukaryota; Viridiplantae; Streptophyta; Magnoliopsida; Fagales; Betulaceae
Gene: HEN4
Product: RNA-binding KH domain-containing protein
Molecular function (GO): RNA binding
Source: RefSeq, a predicted model, not a curated record
GCACUGCGCACCCAGUCCCCGAAUUCCCUCGCGCACUUUAGCCCCAAAAACCACUCUCUUCAGUCUUCCCUCUGCAACUCUCCCUAAUCAGUUGUGGAGGCGGAGAAAGAGACAAAUAAUAUCAAAAAGAAAAAAAAAAAAAAAAAAAAAAAAUCAAAGCUUUUCAUAUAUUUGAGGGAGCGAGUGGUGCGUGCGCUUGUUUGUGUGUGCGUGCGUGCGUCAGAUUAUGGGAAGCACCUUUCUCUCUCCACCAGUGAAGCGUCACAACUCCACACUCUACGCAUCCGCCAACACCGCCACCAAGGCCUCCAUGCCCGACCCGACCACGACACCGGCAAACGGAUCCUCCAAGCGCUCCAAGCACCCGCCCCCUCCGCUCUCGGUCCCGGCCGGCCACGCGGCAUUCCGCCUCCUCUGCCACGCAUCCCGCAUCGGCGGCGUCAUCGGGAAGUCCGGCCACGUCAUCAAGACCCUCCAGCAGGCCACCGGAGCCAAGAUCCGGGUCGAGGAUGCACCGAACGAGUCCCCCGACAGGGUAAUCGUCGUCAUCGCCCCCAGCGCUCUAACCGCCAAGCUCGUCCUUAGGAACACCGCCAAUAGUACCCUCCUAGGAGAGGACGGCGAAGAGGAGCUCGGCGUUGAGGUUUCGAAGGCUCAGGAGGCGCUGGUGAAGGUAUUCGAGAGGAUUCUGGAGGUGGCGGCGGAGAGCGAUGGCGGGGAGGUCGGGGUUGGGGUGGUGUCGUGCCGCCUGCUGGCGGAGGUGGCGCAGGUGGGGUCAGUGAUCGGAAAGGGAGGGAAGGUCGUGGAGAAGAUAAGGAAAGAGAGCGGCUGCAAAGUUAGGGUUUUGUCCGACAAGUUGCCGGCCUGCGCACAACCUUCCGACGAGAUUGUCGAGAUAGAAGGGGAUGUUUUGGCUGUAAAGAAAGCACUUAUUGCCAUCUCCCGCCGUCUUCAAGAUUGUACAUCAGUUGAGAAGACGAGGAUUAUUGCAAGCAAACCCGUGGAAGCAGUUACCCGUGAGACUUUACCUGACUUCCGUUUAGAUCUUGUUACGCAAAGGAACUCGGGGCUACACACUAUGCCAAGCAGCUCAAUCAACUAUGCUUCAGGAGUUCAUGCGGUGUCAUUAGAGGUUGAUAGGGUUCCUUCUUUGGAAACAAAAACACUAGUGCAGGAAGUUAUUUUUAAGGUUCUUUGUUCCAAUGAUAGGGUUGGUGGUGUUAUUGGAAAGGGGGGUGCCAUUGUCAGGGCUCUUCAAACUGAUACAGGGGCUAGUAUAAGUGUUGGGGCUUCUAUAGCUAAUUGUGAUGAACGAGUAAUUACCAUUACUGCAUCAGAGGACCCUGAUUCACGAUUCUCGCCAACACAGAAGGCAGUUGUUCUUGUUUUCUCUAGGUCUAUAGAGGCAGGCAUUGAGAAGGGCCAAGAUUCGGGCUCAAAUAAGGGGUCGCCUGUUAUUGCAAGGCUUGUAGUCCCAUCAAAUCAAGUUGGUUGUUUGUUGGGAAAAGGAGGUGCAAUAGUUUCAGAGAUGCGAAAGGUUACAGGUGCUGCCAUACGAAUAAUUGGAGGUGAACAAGUCCCGAAGUGUGUGACAGAGAAUGAUCAGGUGGUGCAGAUUUCAGGGGAGUUUUCAAAUGUGCAAGAUGCGUUGUAUAAUGUAACUGGUAGACUGCGAGAUAACCUUUUCUCCAGCACGCAGAACAAUGUUGGAACAAGGAGCAGUUCCUCUGUAUUUACCGAUACCAGCCCUUAUGGAAGACUGAGAGAUCCUCCCCCUCUUGGAAGUCAUCCAUCAGUUGGUGUCUCUCAUAGUCUCAGUCGACAUGCUACUUUCACGCAAAGUACAGAUCCUUCAGUUGGUGUUUCUCAUAGUCUUGGUCGACAUGCUACUUUCACUCAAAGUACAGAUCCUUCAGUUGGUAUUUCUCAUAGUCUCAGUCGACAUACUAUAAGUCAAAGUAUGGAUAAUUUUGGGAUUCCCCAUGGUUUUGAUCGUCCUCCUUCACCAAGGUUAUGGGCAUCGCAGUCAGCAGUUGGAGUAAAUCCAAGAGGCAUCACUGAUAUUGGCAGAGGAAUGACUAAUCUUAAAGGUGGCUUAGAACUUGGCAGUGGAAGCAAAUCCGCUAUUGUGACAAAUACAACUGUUGAGAUCGUAGUUCCGGAUAAUGUUAUUGGCUCUGUAUAUGGGGAUAAUGGUAGCAAUCUGAAUCGUUUGAGACAGAUAUCGGGUGCCAAGGUCAUAGUGCAUGAACCUCUUUCCGGAUCAACCGACAGGAUUGUUGUCAUAUCGGGGACACCCGAUGAAACCCAGGCGGCGCAGUCUCUCCUCCAUGCAUUCAUUCUCACUGGAUCAUAACGCGAUGAGAUCAUAUUUAUCCAGUUUGUAGCUUGUGUUGGCUUUUUUCCUUCCUUUUUUUCGCCCCCUCAAAACGUGUACACUAAAGUAGGAAGAUUCAGCUCUUUUGUAUCCUGGCAUUUUGGCAACAGCAUUUUGGAUGUAAUUGUUUAACAUUAUGUUUUGUAGCGAGUCAUGAUUUUUGUUUCC